AUGGAAGAUGGCAAAAUCACUCAAAUGUCCGAGAACAGCACUGACACCUCCAGCUUGCCUUCUUCACAGUCUUCACAGUCAUCUUCCUACAUACCUGUCAAACUAGAAGAAUACGAAACACCAGGCUUCAGCAUCAAGAAGCUUCUCACAAAAGCCAAAGAGAAUUACAAUUGCAACCAACGAAGUGUCUUCAACUUCUUUCGACAGUUGUUCCCAGUAAUUGAGUGGCUUCCUCGUUACAACAUCAAGGAACAACUGCUGGGAGAUGUCAUCUCCGGCGUGUUGGUAGGAGUUGUUUCCAUCCCUCAAUCAAUCUCUUAUGCCCUCCUUGCAAGCCAGGAUCCCAUUUAUGGUCUCUACACCAACUUCUUUUGUGCUAUUAUCUACUUUGCCAUGGCUACCUCGCGCCAUAAUUGUGUUGGUUCUUUUGGGGUCCUUUGCUUGAUGAUUGGGCAGACAGUAAACCGGCAACUUACUCUAGCAGGGUAUGAUUUGGACAUGGAUACAAAUCUGAUGGCCAAUACCACUAUGAAUGGGACAGUUGCCUGCAACAGAGGUUGUUAUGCAAUCACAGUGGCAACCACUCUAACGUUUUUGGUUGGGAUUUAUCAGAUUAUUCUAGGGGUCCUCCAGCUUGGCUUCAUCUCAGUUUAUCUCUCAGAACCUCUUUUGAGUGGAUUUGUAACAGGGUCCUCCCUUACCAUUCUCACGUCCCAAAUAAAUCUUCUGUUUGGACUGAAGCUCCCUCGGCGUGAUGGAAUGGGUACCCUCAUUUUAACAUGGAUCGACAUCUUCACAUACAUUGGGAAGACCAACAUCUGUGAUUUGGUCACCAGCCUGGUGGCUUUAAUUCUAAUUGUGCCAGUAAAAGAAAUCAACAAUUAUUUUAAGGACAAAAUGAAGGCUCCAUUUCCUAUGGAACUCCUAGUGGUAAUUGGAGCUACACUCCUGUCACACUUCCUUAACUUCAAUAAAAAAUACAAAUCUAAAAUUUGUGGCACAAUUCCCAUUGGUUUCAAACAACCUGCUGUCCCAGAUCUGAGCCUUGUGUCAAAUCUGGCAGUUGAUGCUCUACCCAUUGCCAUUAUUGGUUUUGCUAUGACAGUUUCACUGUCAGAAAUAUUUGGAAAGAAGCAUGGUUAUCCUGUCCGAGCCAACCAAGAGAUGAUUGCCCUUGGGAUGGGAAAUCUGAUCCCAUCUUUCUUCUACUGCUUUGCUUCCUGUGCAGCCUUAUCAAAGACUUUGCUGAAAGAAUCAACGGGAUGCCAUACUCAAAUAUCAAGCUUGAUAUCUUCGGCUGCACUGCUCCUGGUACUAUUGUGGAUUGCGCCUCUCUUCUAUUCACUGCAAACUUGCAUCUUGGGUGUUAUUACAAUUGUUAAUCUCAGGGGAGGAUUGCAGAAAUUUGCUGAAGUACCCAAGAUGUGGCAGAUCAGCAAAAUAGACACCAUAGUCUGGUGUGUAACCAUGCUGUCCUCAUCUCUGAUCUCCACAGAAAUGGGCCUUCUGAUAGGAGUCUGCUUUGCUCUUCUCUGCAUCAUCUUCCGCACCCAACGGCCCCGAGCUACCCUUCUAGGUAAGGUGAAUGACUCAGAAAUCUAUGAGGAUCAGUUGACUUACAAGAAGAUCACUAGCAUUGCAAAUAUCAAGAUCUUCCGCUUUGAUACUUCUCUUUACUAUGCAAACAAAGACUACUUUAAAAAUUCACUUUUUCAGAAAACAGAGGUGAAUCCAUGCCUAGUUGCUGCUAUACAACAAAAAGCUCAAGCUAAAGCAAACCUGAGCAAAAAUCAAAGUUGUUUUUCUUCCAGGUUGAACUGCCUAAAGGGAACCAAGACCCCAAAGGCUUCAGCAGGUGGUCCCGAUGCUUCAAUAGAUAUGCAUACCUUGAUCAUCGACUGUGGAGCCAUGCAAUUUAUAGACAGUGUAGGCCUCAGUUUGCUGAAGGAGAUGCGCCAAGAUUACAAGAAGAUUGGCAUACAGGUCCUGCUGGCCAAUUGUAACCCAUCCAUACGGCGUUUGCUCCAGGCAGGAGGCUGGCCCACUGGGAUGCAGGAUCCAGAGUUGGUCUCAUUCCAUGGUAUACAUGCUGCUGUGCAGUUUGCAGAGAAACAGGAUCAAACUCAACAGUCGGACAGUGUGGUGGCAACAAAUGCUUUCGUACCAGAAACCGAGGACAUUUCAAUAGCCUUGAGUCUGGAAGAACCUCUCUAG
This is a messenger RNA of Thamnophis elegans (Western terrestrial garter snake), 2214 nucleotides long. Its product is annotated as sulfate transporter-like. The coding region runs from base 1 to 2214 and encodes 737 amino acids. Gene Ontology annotation, cellular component: membrane. NCBI's taxonomy places the organism in Eukaryota, Metazoa, Chordata, Lepidosauria, Squamata, Natricidae. The record is from RefSeq and is a predicted model, not a curated record. Gene Ontology annotation, biological process: transmembrane transport. The transcript is spliced from 2 exons. Gene Ontology annotation, molecular function: chloride transmembrane transporter activity; oxalate transmembrane transporter activity; sulfate transmembrane transporter activity.